This is a messenger RNA of Otolemur garnettii (small-eared galago), 5313 nucleotides long. RefSeq names its product sodium voltage-gated channel alpha subunit 11 (gene SCN11A). The record is from RefSeq and is a predicted model, not a curated record. The coding region runs from base 1 to 5313 and encodes 1770 amino acids. The transcript has 26 exons. Gene Ontology annotation, cellular component: voltage-gated sodium channel complex; axon; plasma membrane. Gene Ontology annotation, molecular function: voltage-gated sodium channel activity. NCBI's taxonomy places the organism in Eukaryota, Metazoa, Chordata, Mammalia, Primates, Galagidae. Gene Ontology annotation, biological process: neuronal action potential; sodium ion transmembrane transport; membrane depolarization during action potential.
AUGGAUGACAGGUGCUACCCAGUGAUCUUCCCAGAUGCACGCAAUUUCCGCCCCUUCACUUCUGAUUCUCUGGCUGCAAUUGAGAAGCGGAUCACCAUCCAAAAGGAGAAAAAAAAAGCUAAAGAGAAGACAGGGGAUGAACCCCCACCUCGGCCUCAGCUUGACCUGCGGGCUUCAAGGAAGUUGCCCAAGCUCUAUGGUGACAUUCCCUGUGAGCUGAUAGCAAAGCCCCUGGAGGACUUGGAUCCAUUCUACAGAAAUCAUAAGACAUUUAUGGUUCUGAACAAAAAGAGAACAAUCUACCGCUUCAGUGCCAAGCGUGCCUUGUUCAUUUUUGGGCCUUUCAAUUCAAUCAGAAGUUUUGCCAUUAGAAUCUCCGUCCAUUCAUUAUUCAGCAUGUUCAUCAUCUGCACCGUUAUCAUCAACUGUGUGUUCAUGGCGAGAUGUGGUAGUAAGGACAAUAAUAGCACAGAAACUCACAGUGCCGAGUUUGUCUUCACUGGAAUUUAUAUUUUUGAAGCUCUGAUAAAAAUAUUGGCAAGAGGUUUCAUUUUGGAUGAAUUCUCUUUUCUUCGAGAUCCAUGGAAUUGGCUGGACUCCAUUGUCAUUGGAACAGCGAUUGUAUCAUAUUUUCCAAGUAUCCGCAUCAACCUUUCCUCACUGCGUAGCUUCCGAGUGCUCAGAGCUUUGAAGGCCAUUUCAGUAGUUUCAGGUCUGAAGGUUAUUGUUGGAGCCUUGCUGCGUUCUGUGAAGAAACUUGUCAAUGUGAUGAUCCUCACCCUCUUCUGCCUUAGCAUCUUUGCCUUGAUAGCUCAGCAGCUCUUCAUGGGAGGCCUGAACCAGAAAUGUAUCAAGAAAGACUGUGAUAGAGAUAACAGUAAAGCUAACGAAUCUUGCUUUGAAAAGAAAGAAAAUUCCACUGAAUUCAAAAUGUGUGGCACCUGGAUGGGUAGCAGAAAUGCCUGUUCUGAGCAAUUUGAAUGCAGCCACACCGACUAUAAUCCUGACUAUAAUUAUACGAAUUUUGACCACUUUGGCUGGUCUUUUCUUGCCAUGUUCCGGCUUAUUACCCAAGAUUCCUGGGAGAAGCUUUAUCAACAGACCCUGCGCACCUGUGGGCUCUAUUCAGUCUUUUUUUUUGUGGUGGUCAUCUUCCUGGGCUCAUUCUACCUGAUUAACUUAACCCUGGCUGUCGUCACCAUGUCUUACGAGGAGCAGAACAGAAAUGUAGCUGCAGAGACAGAGGCCAAGGAAAAGAUGUUUCAGGAAGCCCAGCAGCUGCUAAAGGAGGAAAAGGAGGCUCUGGUUGCCAUGGGAAUUGACAGAAGUUCACUUAAUUCUCUUGAAGCAUCAUUGUUUUCCCCUCAAAAGAGAAAGAUCUUUGGUUAUAAGAAAAGGAAGUCCUUCUUUUUGAGAGAGUCUGGGAAAAAUCAGCCUCUAGGAUCAGAUUCGGAUGAAGAUUGCUCAAAAAAGCCACAUGUCCUAGAGCAAACCAAACGACUGUCUCAGAAUCUGUCGCUGGACCACUUUGAUGAACAUGGUGACCCCUUACAAAGACAGAGGGCACUGAGUGCUGUUAGCAUCCUUACCAUCACCAUGAGGGAACAAGAAAAGUCACAGGAACCUUGCCUUCCAUGUGGGAAAAACCUCGCAUCCGAAUACCUUGUGUGGGAAUGUAGCCCCCAGUGGCUAUGCAUUAAGAAGGUCCUGAGAACUGUGAUGACUGACCCCUUUACUGAGCUGGCCAUCACCAUCUGCAUUAUAAUCAACACUGUCUUUUUGGCCAUGGAGCAUGACAAUAUGGACAACAGUUUUGAAAAUAUCUUGAAUACAGGGAAUAUGGUUUUCACUGGCAUUUUCAUAGCAGAAAUGUGCCUAAAAAUUAUUGCACUCGAUCCCUACCAUUACUUUCGCAGAGGCUGGAACAUUUUUGACAGCAUUGUUGCUGUUCUGAGUUUUGCAGAUGUGAUGACCAAUAAAUCUUCAAAACCAAGAUGGCAAUUCUUGCGUUCCUUCAGAGUGCUGAGGAUUUUCAAGUUAGCCAAAUCCUGGCCAACUUUAAACACACUAAUUAAGAUAAUCGCCCACUCUGUUGGAGCCCUUGGAAACCUGACUGUGGUCCUAGCUAUUGUGAUCUUUAUUUUCUCAGUAGUUGGCAUGCAGCUUUUUGGCUCUACAUUCAAGUCUGCAAAGACAGAAGAACCCUGUGACACUACUAACCCAUGCCCACGGCGUUGGCACAUGGGGGAUUUCUACCACUCUUUUCUGGUGGUAUUCCGCAUCCUCUGUGGGGAAUGGAUUGAAAACAUGUGGGAAUGUAUGCAAGCAAAUGGAAUACCAUUGUGCAUUAUUGUCUUUGUGUCAAUUAUGGUGAUAGGAAAACUUGUGGUACUCAACCUCUUCAUUGCCUUACUGCUCAAUUCCUUUAGCAACGAGGAGAGAGAUGGUAACUUAGAAGGAGAAGCCAAGAAAACUAAAGUCCACUUAGCCCUGCUUCGGUUCCAUAAGGCUUUUUGUUUUGUGAUACACACUUUUGCACAUUUCUAUCGAAGAUGGUGCAGGAGGCAAAACUCACCAAAGCAAAAAGAGAUGAGAAGAGGUCCUGCUACAGAGAGCAAAGAUGUCAUUCCUCUGGUCACAGAGAUGAAAAAGAUCUCAGAGACCCAGGAAUUUGGUAUACUAACCUCUGCACCAAGGACCUUGGGCACUGGGCAUGAUCGGACUUGGCUGGCCCCACUUGCAGAGGAAGAAGUUGACAUUGAAUCUCCUGAUGGAGAAAAUGCACAGCCCAUCACACAGCCUAAAGCUGAAAGACAGGCUUACGAACUCCAUCAGGAGAAUAAGAAAUCUGCCAGCCCAGGAGUUCAAAGCGUGGAAAUCGACAUAUUCCCUGAAUUUGAACAGAAUCCCCCAAAGAAGUCUGAUGCCACCAGUAUGCUAUCAGAAUGUAGCACCAUUGAUCUGCAGUGGCAAUUUCAGUUACCAGAAGUGGUUCCCAAAAGGGAACCAGAGAGAUGUUUGCCCAAAGGCCUGGGUUGCUCCUUUCCAUGUUGUGGAAUGGACAAGACAAAGUCCCCCUGCAUCACUUGGUGGAACCUGCGGAAAACCUGCUACCAAAUCGUGAAACACAGUUGGUUUGAGAGCUUUAUUAUCUUUGUGAUUCUGCUGAGCAGUGGGACACUGGUAUUUGAAGAUGUUUACCUUAAAGAAAGACCCCAAAUCGAAGCACUACUAAAUUGUACUGACAAAAUUUUCACACAUAUUUUUAUUCUGGAGAUGGGUUUGAAAUGGGUGGCUUUUGGAUUUACAAAAUAUUUCACCAGUGCCUGGUGCUGGCUCGACUUUAUCAUUGUAAUUGUCUCUGUGCCCAGUCUCAUUGACUUAAAGGGGCUGAGGUCCUUCCGGACUCUACGAGCACUGAGGCCUCUUCGAGCACUAUCCCAGUUUGAAGGAAUGAAGGUGGUGGUCAAUGCUCUCAUAGGUGCCAUACCUGCUAUUCUGAAUGUUUUACUUGUCUGCCUCAUUUUCUGGCUCAUAUUUUGUAUCCUGGGAGUAAACUUCUUUUCUGGAAAAUUUGGAAGAUGCCUUAAUGUAACAAAUGCAAUUGAUAUUUCUAUUAUUGCUGACAAAAAUCAAUGUGUGAGUCACAAUUACUCCUGGCACAAUUUGGAAGUCAACUUUGACAAUGUGGGGAAUGCUUACCUGGCUCUGUUGCAGGUGGCAACCUUUAAGGGAUGGAUGGAUAUUAUGUAUGCAGCUGUCGAUUCCGGAGAGAGAGAACAACAGCCAGUAUUUGAGAAUAAUUCACUCAUGUACCUUUACUUCGUGGUUUUUAUCAUCUUUGGCUCAUUCUUCACUCUGAAUCUCUUUAUUGGUGUUAUUAUUGACAACUUCAACCAACAACAGAAAAAGAUAAGUGGCCAAGACAUUUUUAUGACAGAAGAACAGAAGAAAUACUAUAAUGCAAUGAAAAAAUUAGGAUCCAAAAAACCUCAAAAACCUAUUCCAAGGCCUCUGAACAAAUGUCAAGGUCUCGUGUUUGACCUAGUCACAAGCCAGGUCUUUGACAUCGUCAUCAUAAGCCUCAUUAUCCUAAACAUGGUUAUCAUGAUGGCUGAAUCAUAUAACCUAACCGAAGACACAAAAACCAUCCUUGAUAAUCUCAACCGGGCUUUUGUGGUCAUCUUUACAAUAGAGUGUCUCAUCAAAAUCUUUGCUUUGAGGCAAUACUACUUCAUCAAUGGCUGGAAUUUAUUUGAUUGUGUGGUUGUGGUCCUUUCUAUUGUUAGUACAAUUGUUUCUGAGUUGGAACAGAAGCUCAUAAAUUUCCCUCCGACGCUCUUCAGAAUUGUCCGCUUGGCUAGGAUUGGCCGAAUCCUGAGACUUGUUCGGGCAGCCCGAGGAAUUAGGACUCUCCUCUUUGCUCUUAUGAUGUCUCUUCCCUCUCUAUUCAACAUUGGUCUUCUACUCUUUCUGGUGAUGUUUAUUUAUGCCAUUUUGGGCAUGAACUAUUUUUCCAAAGUGAAACCAGAGUCUGGAAUUGAUGACAUUUUCAACUUCCGAACUUUUGGCAGCAGCAUGCUCUGUCUCUUCCAGAUAACCACAUCGGCAGGUUGGGAUGCCCUCCUUAAGCCCAUGCUGUCAGAAAAAUCUUGUAAUUCCUCUUCAGAGAACUGUCGCCAUCUCCGUGCCAUAGCCACAACCUACUUUGUCAGUUAUAUCAUUAUCUCCUUUCUUAUCGUUGUCAAUAUGUAUAUUGCUGUGAUUUUAGAGAACUUCAAUACAGCGACUGAAGAAAGUGAGGAACCUUUGGGUGAAGAUGACUUUGAAAUAUUCUAUGAAGUUUGGGAAAAGUUUGACCCAGAAGCAACCCAGUUUAUCAAAUAUUCUGCCCUCUCGGACUUUGCUGAUUCCCUUCCUGAGCCUUUGCGUGUGGCAAAGCCAAACAAAUUUCAAUUUCUAGUAAUGGACUUGCCCAUGGUGAGUGGAGAUCGCCUCCACUGCAUGGAUGUUCUCUUUGCUUUCACCACUAGGGUACUAGGUGAUUCUGAUGGCCUGGAUAGCAUGAAAACAAUGAUGGAGGAGAAGUUCAUGGAAGCCAAUCCUUCCAAGCAGUUAUAUGAACCCAUAGUCACUACCACCAAGAGAAAGGAAGAGGAAAGAGGUGCUGUUAUUAUUCAAAAGGCCUUUAGAAAGUAUUGGAAGACGGCCAAGGGUGACUUGGAAAACAGGCCCCAUUUGCCACUCCAGACUCUUUGCAAUGGAGACUUGUCUAGCUCCGGGGUGGCCCAGGGCAAGGUCCACUGUGAUUGA